ACGGAGCGCCUUUUCACGUGUCCCGGCCGGGCGGAGCGUCUCUCCUUGCGGGCCGCGCGAGAGCCGGAGCUAGCGGGCGGGAGCCAUGGCAGGACAAGCAUUUAGAAAGUUUCUUCCGCUCUUUGACCGAGUAUUGGUUGAAAGGAGCGCAGCCGAAACUGUAACCAAGGGAGGGAUUAUGCUUCCAGAAAAAUCUCAGGGAAAGGUCUUGCAAGCGACAGUGGUGGCCGUUGGCUCGGGCGCCAAAGGAAAGGGUGGCGAGAUUCAACCAGUUAGUGUGAAAGUUGGAGAUAAAGUUCUUCUCCCAGAGUAUGGAGGCACCAAAGUAGUUCUAGACGACAAGGAUUAUUUCUUAUUUAGAGAUGGUGACAUUCUUGGAAAGUAUGUGGACUGAAGCAAGACACUGUUGACAUGGCAUCAACAUGAAACUGCCCAUUCCACUGAAGUUGUGAAAUCUUUCAUCAUGUAAAUAAUUUUCGUGUUUUUCUUUUAUAAUAAACUAAUGAUAUCUAAACUAAUGACAUCCAGUGUCUCUAAAAUUUAGUUUCGUUGUACUGAUAUAAACAUUUUCAAAUAAAAAUAUGGAAAUAAGUGA
Messenger RNA from Carlito syrichta (Philippine tarsier), 595 nucleotides. It is a transcript of the gene HSPE1, whose product is annotated as heat shock protein family E (Hsp10) member 1. Bases 86 to 394 code for a protein of 102 amino acids. NCBI's taxonomy places the organism in Eukaryota, Metazoa, Chordata, Mammalia, Primates, Tarsiidae. The transcript is spliced from 4 exons. The record is from RefSeq and is a predicted model, not a curated record. Gene Ontology annotation, cellular component: mitochondrial matrix. Gene Ontology annotation, molecular function: ATP binding; metal ion binding; protein-folding chaperone binding.